Messenger RNA from Juglans regia (Persian walnut), 1294 nucleotides. RefSeq names its product 3-hydroxyacyl-[acyl-carrier-protein] dehydratase FabZ-like. The transcript is spliced from 4 exons. Gene Ontology annotation, biological process: fatty acid biosynthetic process. The coding region runs from base 167 to 865 and encodes 232 amino acids. Gene Ontology annotation, molecular function: hydro-lyase activity. NCBI's taxonomy places the organism in Eukaryota, Viridiplantae, Streptophyta, Magnoliopsida, Fagales, Juglandaceae. The record is from RefSeq and is a predicted model, not a curated record.
AAACAUUGCAAUCUCCGUUUUUCUAACGUCUCUGUUCGCUCAGCAGGCCACUUUGGACAUUCUUUUCUCCUGCCUCGUAGCUCUCGCCCCAUCCACACUACACAUUUGCCCAUCUUACACCCAGCUUUUUCUGCUGUUCUCUCUGUUUCUCAACUCACCAUAAUCAAUGGCGGCCUCGGCUUUCUCCAAUUCGCUUAUGUCGUCUCCUUCUCUCAGUUCCCACUCGUCGCUCUCUCAUCGACCCAGCGGCAUUUUGUCUCUGUCACGAUCACAAAUCUCUCUUCCUGCAUUCAGAUCUCAUCCUCUAGCGACUACAUUGAAGAAGAAGAUUAAUCCUAGCCAUUUCACCACCUAUUGCUCUCUGGAUGCUGAUAAAGAUCCGAGUGAAGACAUCCCUAUAGAAUCGAGAUACGCAGCAUUUCCUACGGUCAUGGAUAUCAACCAGAUUCGUGAAAUUCUGCCUCACCGGUUCCCAUUUCUCUUAGUGGAUAGAGUGAUUGAAUACAAUCCUGGAGUUUCAGCUGUUGCUAUAAAAAAUGUAACAAUAAAUGACAACUUCUUUCCUGGCCAUUUUCCCGAGAGGCCGAUAAUGCCUGGUGUUCUCAUGGUCGAGGCAAUGGCUCAGGUUGGUGGCUUGGUUAUGCUGCAACCAGAAGUUGGAGGCUCUCGUGAAAACUUCUUCUUUGCUGGCAUUGACAAAGUGCGAUUCCGGAAACCAGUGGUUGCUGGUGACACCUUAGUUAUGAGAAUGACACUUAUCAAGCUGCAGAAACGCUUUGGAAUUGCAAAGAUGGAAGGGAAGGCAUACGUUGGAGGUGAGGUUGUAUGCGAGGGUGAAUUUCUAAUGGCUACAGGCACUACAUGAUUUGCACCCUUUUUCCUCCCAAUAAUUCCGUUAAUCAUGCAGUUCCCUUUUCAAUGCAAACAUUUAUGGUAAUAGUCAUUUGAUUAAAUGUUACUUUUGAGAAUAUCCAUUUCUCAGGCCAACCCCUUCAAUAGAAAAAUAAGAGGCUCAAAAGGCGACCAACAUGUUUCUCUAUUCUGAUGGACUUUCUUCUUCUGUACCACAAACAUGUUUCAUGUUUUCUUAUUUUCCUCUAUUGUAGGAAAAUUAUGCAUUAGAUAAUAUAAAAUUAAUAACAGGUUCCAAAGUGCACUUUACUCGCCUCUCCCCUUGACUUGUAUAGGAAACAACCACUUGCUAGGUGGUCCUGAAGGUUUCCUGCUUCCCCCCACCUUAAGAUCUCUUCCAGUAGAGGAAAUUAGAAUCUGGUUGGAAGUUGGUUUGAUAUCA